Durusdinium trenchii is the source of this 3462-nucleotide messenger RNA. The record is from the annotation of a GenBank genome assembly. Lineage: Eukaryota; Dinophyceae; Suessiales; Symbiodiniaceae.
AUGCUUCUGCCUCCAGUGGCGGCGUUGAGUGGGAGUGAAAGCUCUGUGGCUGCAGCUGAAGGGUCUGAGGAGUCAGCAGAUGCAGCAUCUUCUCAGCACGCCCGGCAGCCGGUGAAGCGGAAGCUGUCGCGACCAGCUUCAGACGAUCAGAUCGCUUUGCGUGUGUUGUUGGGUAGGCAAUGCAAGUGUGCCAAGCAGAACUGUUUUCAGAAGUUUGGCCCGGAAGAACAGUUCCAGAAAUUAGUUGAAUUUCGAAAGCAUUGGGCUGAACUGCACAAACUCGACCAAGACAAGGUUGUGUUUGAAACUUUGCGGGCUCGAGCAGAGAAGCAAGGGGAGCCCUGGAACCUGCUAGGCACAGAUCUGUGCCUCAAGACUUGGAAGCUUUUCCACGGGAUUGGAUCACGGAGGCUUUCCAGAAUGAAACAAGCCGUACAGCAAGGGAAGACUUCCGCUCCUGCUGAUUUGCGGUAUUUGAAGAAACCGCAUUCCAAGGUAGACCAAUCGCAGCGUUCGAGUGUGGUUAGCUUCCUUGGCCACCUAUACAACAGCGUAGCGGAAACGUUACCAGACUUUCGAGAUGAUGUUGAGAGCGCCAAAGCCGAUGUAGAACUGGUGGCUGUGAAUCAGGGUUCAGACGAUGAGGAUGCCUAUGGGGACUUGAUUCAAGUGCGCGCUGAGAGCGCCAACGAGAGCCAGGCAAAACGAUCCAAAGAGCGGAGAAUGCGUGGCUGCGUGGAGCUGAAUGUGGCACGGAAGCCGGGGGUUGGUGGGCAGGAGACCCGCUAUUUACCACCAGGGCAAAUGAAAGACAUGUGGGAGCAAUACAGACUUGGGCUACAGAAUUCCACGACGAAACCUGCAAGUUUCAGUCUUUUUUGGCGGGUUUGGUUGGCUGACUUCCCAUUCUUGCGAAUAAGACCUAGCCGGAGCCACCCUGAGUGCGCGGUGUGCGUCAAGAUGAAGCUCUGGAUACGACAUCUGGGAGACAAUUUGCACGCUAGACGGCAACAGCUUGCUGCGUACCACAGCCACCUCCACCACCAGUACAUGGACCGGCUAUGUUAUUGGGAACAAAGGGGGGUGAGCCGUGCCCACGAUGGCAAGACAAUUCUUGCCAUCGUGGACGGCAUGGAUCAGGCUAAGUUUGCAUACCCCCGACAUUUGGGGUUGAAGAGCAAAGAGUUCCAGAGGCUGAUGAGGCCUCGUGCCCAUGUGGUGGGGUGCCUGGUCCACGGCUACAUGGUAGCAUUCGCAGUGACAGAGCCAGACUUGCCCAAGGACAGCGCAACUCACUGUGAGCUUAUCGCCCACAUCCUGACAAAGUUAGCUCAGCAAGGGGUGGUGCUUUCUGAAGUAAGUUUGCAGCCGAAUGAGAUUGAGGACAAGCACUUCAAGCUGAAGUUGGGCCAAAUGGGAGCGGACGACGUGAUUCUGAGGAUCCAGCGUGUGGCCCAGAACCGCAAGGCUCUGGCUGUGUACAUGCAGCAGGCAGAGGACCGCAGAAUGCUUGACAUUGCUGCCCGGACUUGGGCGGGCGGAGUGCCCUGGGAUGAGGCGAUCAAGAUUGGUGAUGAAAUUCCGCCUUUUUCCGUUGCGUAUAUCAAGGGCUGGAGACGAUCGAUCACGGCUUUGAUCGUUGCAGAAGCAAUCCGCACUUUGGCUCUGGAUUUCGAUGAACUUUCUGAAUCCUACAAGGUGUGGGACAAUGCAGCCUCCGUAGCUCGCGCUUUCCAAAUCGGAAAGUUUGAAAGCAUGUCGGUGGUCAAUCUGCAAAAAAAUGUGGCUAAGCCGGUGGUGGAUUCGCUUCGACAGGCCGUUCGUAUGCGCGGGAUGCGCGGUUUCCUGCACCACGAAACCGUCGCGAAGGGCGUGUUCAAUUUGGCCUACUCAUCGGGCGCCAGUUCGAUUCCUGGGGCCGAAGUGUGGUCUAGCCAGCUCACAAACAAGGAUGACAAUGAGCUUGCUUUGCUACUUGUGCGCCGCAUGUGCCAAGACUGGGACAAGUUGGCACCGAACAUGCGCAAGAGUUGGGGCUUGCGUGAGAGCAAUCAAUUGCACGCAUGCUGUGGAGGCUUCUUGUAUUUCAUGGGACUGCUGCGAGAGAAGGUGCCAACGAAAGAGUAUGAUGAUGUUGCCAGCGAUCUACAAAAGCAAUUCAUGAUGGGGAGCAUUUGCACGGACAUCGCGGAGCGCGGCAAGCGAGAGGUUGAGGAGCGUGACCGUGAAUUGGCUGACCAGGUGAACACAGCCACUUUGAAGCAGCUCCAACUCAAGUUUGAGGCGGACUUGGGAGUGCUGAAGGAGCGCGUGCCUACGAAGGAGAAGGAAGCGCAAGAGGCGGCCCUCGACAUCAAAUACUUGGCUCAGAGACAGAAGACUGGGCAGGAUUACACCCGAGACUGGCUGGAGACGAGCUGCAAGUUCAUUGUUGUUGACAGCGCAAUGAGUUCUGCCGUCAGAGCACUGACGUCUCAGAUCAGCAAAUUGACAGAAGGCGGAGGCCGUGCGAGGAUCAUUGAGGAUCACCUGAUGGGCGCCGGCCUGGAUGUCACGCAAACGGUUGCAGUGAACUUUGCGCAGCCACAGGAUGCACGGUCUUCUGAUCGAAGAAGUGGGAUCCAAACGUGCGUCGCAGUCACGGGAUCUGGCACGAGAGCGUCCCUCCAUUGGUCGCCGCCUGCCUUGAUUGGGCCUUUGACCCUCAUCAAGUUCACAGACCUGAUUGGAUAUGACGCUGAUGUGAAGAAGGGACUUGCAGUCCACAAUGGCAUCAUCGAUGCAUACCUGAACGGGCUGACGCGAGAUCCCGAAGACAAAGUGAUAGUCUUCGACAUCCUCCCCAACAGGUACCCGGAAUUUGGCCGCGCUGUUUGCGAGAGACGCUUGGCCGGGCACACACCUUUUCUCUCUUACAUGGGAUUGAUCAAGGACUCGCAGAAGGAUAACCUUGCUGCAGUGGAGGAGAUGGUAUAUAACCAUUGGGAUGGUAGCUCGCGCGCGCCAGCAAAACAACGUCCCAAGGAGGAGAAGGAGAAACCUUCCCUGUCACUGGUCCUGUGGCACAACAACCGGCCAAUCUUCCCAGAUGCUUUGGUCAGGAAAUUUGCUGACGGGAGUGACCAGCAUGCGCAGAUUCUGCGGAUGAAGAAGGAGUUGGAAGACUUGUGGCCUUCUUCCGCUGGUGGGGAGAGCGCCGUUGUGAGCGCAAGGGCUGCCGGCUCGCCUGACUUUACUGGGACGCGUGUGUUGGACCUGUCUCGGGAGGUUGACCUUGCCAGAACGCCGUCCAGCGAGUUCAAGGAGGACCGGUUGGCGCUGUGCCCCGGAAAGGCGAACAGGCCUUCGAUCCUGAUCACGAAGUCUUUUGAUAUCUACCUCGGGAACUUGAACUCGGAGGCGAUGGAUGUUCCUUGCGGAGAACUUUUCGGCUUCAAUGUGGGGUCCUUUGAGAUGAGGAUU